Schistocerca gregaria is the source of this 3929-nucleotide messenger RNA. Its product is annotated as GMP reductase 1-like. The record is from RefSeq and is a predicted model, not a curated record. The transcript has 6 exons. Gene Ontology annotation, biological process: nucleotide metabolic process. Gene Ontology annotation, molecular function: GMP reductase activity. Lineage: Eukaryota; Metazoa; Arthropoda; Insecta; Orthoptera; Acrididae. Gene Ontology annotation, cellular component: GMP reductase complex. The coding region runs from base 477 to 1532 and encodes 351 amino acids.
AGUACUAUUUUGUUUUCAUCCUUGUUAGCAAUUUACAGAGUAGUGGAGACUCACGAUAUGGUGAGGUAAACAGUUUUUAUUAACCACAUGCGGCGAUGCAGAUACACAAGCAACGUCCUCCAUCUUCUCAAACUUUUCGUCAAUCAAAAUUUCUCGCAAACACGAUGUAUGCUUGACAAAAAAGUCAAACAGCACCAAACACGGUCUAGUAAUUGGCCAAAAUAGUUUCACCGCUUGUUUUAUCGUUUACGGGGUCCUUAAGUGAGGGAAAUUGGUUGGUGAGAGUAUCAAUGUGCAAGUUUUCAGUGCCUGUGGGAAUACAGUGUGAAAGAUGCUCCUCCUCGUCGCAAAUCUUGCUGAUGCCACUGUAGUAGGCUGUGAGUCGUGAUAUCUUUAGUUACUCUAUGUUCUUUGUAGUGUUUCUGCUAGUGGAGCAGACGACAUAUAGAAUUCAAAUAGUGAAGUAAAAAGACAUUAUGCCGAAUAUAAUUAACGACGUAAAGCUCGACUUCAAAGAUGUAUUGUUGCGACCGAAAAGAAGCACUUUGCGAAGUCGUUCCGACGUUAAUUUGUUUCGUGAAAUAACAUUCAGAAACUCCAAACAGUCAUAUAAAGGCAUACCUCUUAUUGCUUCGAAUAUGGAUACGAUCGGCACAUUUGAAAUGGCAAAGGCGAUCUCGAAGCAUGGACUUUUUACAACAAUACAUAAGUACUAUACUUUGGAACAAUGGAAAGAAUUUGCACAAAACAAUACAGAAUGUCUUCCAUAUAUUGCUGCCAGUUCUGGAACUGGAGAAGAUGAUUUUGAACGCUUAAAACAAAUUUUAACAGAAAUACCUGCAGUGAAGUUCAUAUGUAUUGAUGUCGCCAAUGGCUAUUCUCAGCACUUUGUGGAAUAUGUGAGGAAAGUUAGAGCUGCAUUUCCUGCACACACAAUAAUUGCUGGUAAUGUAGUAACUGGAGAAAUGGUUGAGGAAUUGAUACUCUCAGGUGCUGAUGUUAUAAAAGUUGGCAUAGGUCCAGGAUCAGUGUGCACAACACGUAUAAAAACAGGUGUAGGCUAUCCUCAACUGAGUGCUGUAAUUGAAUGUGCUGAUGCUGCCCAUGGCUUGCAAGGGCAUAUAAUCUCUGAUGGAGGCUGCACUUGUCCAGGUGAUGUAGCGAAGGCAUUUGGUGCUGGAGCAGAUUUUGUAAUGAUGGGGGGAAUGUUUGCUGGCCAUGAUCAGUGUGGUGGUGAAACAAUUCAGCGAAAUGGGAAGAAAUACAAGCUUUUCUAUGGAAUGUCUUCUAGCACUGCAAUGGACAAACAUGCUGGAGGGGUAGCUGAAUACAGAGCAUCUGAAGGAAAAACAGUGGAAGUGCCAUACCGAGGAGAUGUGGAGUCAACGGUCUUAGACAUACUGGGUGGCUUGCGUUCUGCUUGUACCUACACAGGUGCUGCUAAACUAAAGGAAUUGCCUCGUCGAGCAACUUUUAUUCGUUGCACACAGCAAGUAAAUCAAGUGUAUGAUGGUGUAACUAAGGGUGACUAAUGUUCCUGAAAAUUAGGUCUAAAUUUUCAUUCCAUUGACACACAAUUUGUGCCUCUGCUUCUUUGUAUGAUACUGCUUGUGAAGCACCCUUCACUAAAACACUAAGAGAGACAGAGACCACCUCUCAUUUGUCUCCCAUAAUCACUCGAACUAAGCACAAUUUGCUUAGCAAUUAUUUAUCUUAGAAGAAUAAAAUUCUACAAAUACUUACGUUUGCAGGAUUUCUCUAUGAAAAAUAUAGAUAUUGAUUAACUUUAAUUAAUCAACUAUGAUGUCUCAUCUAAACGUAUUAAAAUUUUACCCUUGUUGAAGAUAGUCUGAUGUAGAAACCAAAAAAAUACUUGAACAUUUUCAGUCAGUUAAUACAAUUUUGGUUGAAUUAUCAUUGGUCUCCACUGCUUACCUUCCUCAAUUAGACUCAACUCUGUUAAUAAUAAUAAUAGAACUGUAAAUUCUUAAUUAGCAAAGUACUUAAAGUACAGCUUCAAAUGCCUCUUCAAUCUGCAUAUCCAGGUGCAGGAACUAUUCAAUUUAUUUUCUGUCACCCUUUUGCUGUGUUAAUGUUAGGGCUGCAGUUCAGCAGGCAGAUGAGGGUUGAAGGGGUAUGUCGAGUGGAGUGGGUAAAUGGAAGUGUAAAUCUGAGGUAUACCCAAUGGUGAAAUGACAACUGUUUUUGUGAUGCACCCUUUAUGUAGUAGACUACAUACAAAUGAAGUAUAUUCAAAGAUCCGACUAUUGUUUCAGUUUUAUUUAUUUAUUUAUUUAUUUGUGGAGGAAGUCCUUGCAGUAUAACAACUCAAGACAAUAAAGGACAGUUUACAACAUUUCAACUCAGCUCAGAACCAUCACUUGUAAGAGAGCUUACAGACACUAAUCUAUUUUGCAUUUAUGACAGUGUUUAUCUGUAUGCAGAUUUGCUUAAGCCUUUUUAUUGUAAUAUUCCUUCUGCACUAUUUAUUCUCCAAAUACCUUUGGCCAAAAAAAGAAAUUAAUGUAAGAUAUUGCUCAUUUUCAUUGUUAUUGAACCUGAGUACACGUACCAUUCUUCGAGGAUUUUAGUGUACGUUAAACUUCCAAAAAUGUCUUAUUUUUUGUCAUGAGUCUCAAAAUUUGUGUCUUACAUAGCAACGCAACUCUGUAAGUACCUUUUAUAAAUCAUCUACAGUUGCCAACAUGCAGAUUGUAGGUUCUGCACAUUGUGAUAGAUGCUUCAUUACCAGUAUAAAUAAGCAUAACAUAUGGCAGACAUUAUCAAUGUUUUUAAAUUACACUCCUUAUGCAUAAUAAUACUUAAAAAUCUAGUCAAUACUACUAAAUACCACCUGUCCUCUUCGCAUUGGCUCAUACUUGAUCAAAUAUUACAAGUUCACCACCUGACUUAUUGCAAAUACAAAUGCUCUUCUCUCAAACUGUUAGUGUUCUCCCUUCAUUCAGUAGCACAUUGUUUGAAUGAUGAUACAGUUUGCCAGCCUUUGCAUUUGAAUUUUACGGAUUAAUAGUUAAAUGCUUUAAGAUGACCCAUAAAAAAUACAAACAUAGAUGUUUCAUUCGUCAAAUUAGAAUGCUGAGCUUGUCCAAAUACGAGAUUAAUCUGUUGUACAUAAGCGUUUCACUAAUUAUUUGGUAAAAGUUUCAUAUUGGACAUCCCCUCCCCCCCCCCCCCCCCCCAAAGCGUAUUUCAGUAGGACACAAAUAUUAAUAUUAGGCUUUGUUACAGGACAAUUUGUUACCACAACCAGAUUUUACUGAUUUCACAUUCACUGGCUUUGCCAACUCACAACCAAAUAAUCAACUUCCAACCUAACCUAGACCGUAUGCUAAAUUACAGAUCAGUCUGUUUUUUGGGUGGGGGUGAGUUCCAAUAAUAAAUUAUUUGCGUCUUAGCUUGUUUUAUAUCUAACCGUGCUGACAGUUUCCUUACAAGUAUACAGACACAAUGCACAACAUUAGUGGAUAGGACCCAAUAUAAAAUGUACAACUUUCACAAUACUGCUCAAGUUGGUGUGCCUCAAUGGUACAGAAGAUAGGCGCAGGUAUUUUCUGUACCAACUUCAUCAAGCACCCAGACCAGGGCAACAAGAAGUGUUUAAAAACUUUCCAUGCAUAUAAAUAGAAUUAAAAACAAAAUAGAAUGUUCUUGUAUUUCCAAAGAAAUAAAGCAACCCUGCAGCAUCAUAUUAAACAAUUUUGCAUAGCUAUAUUUCAGUUAGCAAGACAAUACUUUAUAUCACUGGCUACCAAUAGCACGCUGUCAAUAACAUUGUAUCAACUUAUAGCUGAAAAGACAGUUAUAUUUAAUUACAUGUGAGUUGAUUAUCUGUUUCAAAAAUGUUGUCAUGUUUUUGAUUAUCAGUAAUGUGACUUGUAGUAAAACUAAUAAAAACACCCUGCUGCACA